UCCUCACUGUUGCCUGCGCCCAUAACCACCCAUUUCCCAUUUACCUCGCUCUCUUACUAUUUCUCACUCUCUUUCUCAAAAUCAAAUAACUCCAAGAGUUUCAUACACACAUUUUUAGAGAGAAAGAAAGAAAGAACCAAAGAAAAAGAGAAAUGGAAAAAGAUUCUCUGAAAGCUGGCACUGGCAGAGCUAUGAUCCCGAGCUUUCUUUACUCUUCGUCGUCUUCUUCUUUGUCCAAAAGACUCUUUGAUUUGGACACUCUCACUCGCUCCACUAACCUUGAUCAUCAUCAUGAUCAUGGAUCAUCAUCAUCAUCACCGUCCAUUUCAUCAUUAUCGUCGACGAAGACGACGACGACAAGGAGCUUCGUGAUCCCGGCGCCGAAUGAGAAGGUCCGGAUGUACUCGCCGGAAUUCUACGCCGCUUGUACCGCCGGCGGAAUCCUCAGCUGCGGUCUCACUCACACCGCCGUCACUCCUCUCGAUCUCGUCAAGUGCAACAUGCAGAUUGACCCGGCAAAAUAUAAGAGCAUCUCAUCUGGAUUUGGAGUGUUGUUCAGGGAUCAGGGAGUUAAAGGUUUCUUUAAGGGUUGGGUGCCCACUAUGCUUGGUUACAGUAUGCAGGGUGCCUGCAAAUUUGGAUUUUAUGAGUUCUUUAAGAAGUACUACUCAGACAUUGCUGGGCCUGAGUUUGCAGCCAAGUACAAAACCUUGAUCUAUCUUGCUGGUUCAGCAUCUGCUGAAUUUAUAGCUGAUAUUGCCCUCUGCCCCAUGGAGGCUGUGAAAGUUCGUGUCCAAACUCAGCCUGGGUUUGCCAGGGGUUUGUCUGAUGGAUUUCCCAAGUUUGUCAAGUCUGAAGGAACCCUCGGAUUGUACAAAGGACUUGUUCCUCUAUGGGGACGUCAGAUUCCAUAUACCAUGAUGAAAUUUGCAUCCUUUGAAACUAUUGUGGAGAUGCUGUACAAGUAUGCCAUCCCAACCCCAAAAGACCAGUGCAGCAAAACUUUGCAGCUUGGGGUGAGCUUUGCUGGUGGAUAUGUGGCUGGUGUAUUUUGUGCCAUUGUUUCGCAUCCCGCUGACAACCUGGUGUCUUUCCUUAACAAUGCCAAGGGUGCAACUGUUAGAGAUGCCGUGCAAAAGCUAGGGUGGUGGGGUCUUUUCACCCGUGGCCUUCCUCUCCGUAUAGUCAUGAUUGGAACCCUCACCGGAGCCCAGUGGGGAAUUUAUGAUGCUUUCAAAGUUUUUGUUGGGCUGCCAACUACUGGCGGCGUUAGUCCCCCUCCUGCUCCUGCUGCCACUGUUCUUGCAACGGCGUGAAUUUAGCUGAUGGUCAAUAGACACAAAUGUUAAGAAAGGCAUUUUAUCUUUCUUUUUGACGGAUUAAAUAAUAUUAGGGUUGCUGAUGCCUGCUAUGAAGGCAUUUUUUUUCUUGGUGGGAAUUGUACUCUAUUCUAGAAGCGGAUUUUGUUUGCGUUCUUCAUGUUCUCACUGCCUCGUUUGAUUCUUGAGGGGAUGGUUUUGAUUACAUCCUCCAACCCAAAAAUAUCCAUUUGGUUUUUGGUAAUUUUAGGGAUAAAUUUCCCCUUAGAGGUGUAGCCCAUAUCUAGCAGCUUACUGCAGAUUAUUUGCAAUGCUACUCUAUUUUUGAUCAAAUGAACAGUCUUUAUGAGCGCACUUGCAUACCA
Molecule: messenger RNA, 1684 nt
Organism: Quercus robur (English oak)
Lineage: Eukaryota; Viridiplantae; Streptophyta; Magnoliopsida; Fagales; Fagaceae
Product: mitochondrial phosphate carrier protein 3, mitochondrial-like
Exons: 6
Coding region: 153-1316 (387 amino acids)
Biological process (GO): mitochondrial phosphate ion transmembrane transport
Cellular component (GO): mitochondrial inner membrane
Molecular function (GO): phosphate transmembrane transporter activity
Source: RefSeq, a predicted model, not a curated record